Racocetra persica is the source of this 3077-nucleotide messenger RNA. The record is from the annotation of a GenBank genome assembly. NCBI's taxonomy places the organism in Eukaryota, Fungi, Glomeromycota, Glomeromycetes, Diversisporales, Gigasporaceae.
AUGAACGCUGGGACGACUGGGAGGAAGAAACACAAGACUCAAAAUGUUUGUUUUGCAAAGACUUGUUUAACGCAACGGACGAAUUGUUUCAGCAUUGCAAAGAAAAGCACGGAUUUGACUUUCAGAAACUUCGUUCUGAACAAAAACUCGAUUUUUAUCAAUCCAUUCGUUUGAUAAAUUACGUUCGUAAUCAGGUCUUGAAUAAUUCGGAAUUGGAAAAUACCACAUCUUAUGCAAUACCAGAUGUUCAAUUGGUCAUUAAUGAUGACGCAUAUCUCAAGCCUGUAUAUGAGGAUGAUCCUUUAUUAUAUGCAUUUGACAGCACAGAUAUUGAUGAUGAUGAAGAAUUUGAUGUAAAUAUGCAUUCAGAAAAAUUAAUUGAUCAUGAUGAUCAAGAAGCUUUGUCUGCAAGUUUAAAUGUAACUACUCCAUUGGAGCACGAACUUCUUAAACGACUCAGAAUCGUUGAAGAGAAACUUUUUAAUACUGAAGUACAACUCAGAAAGUCUGAAAAUCAAUUUAUUGAAUAUCGAAACAUGGUAAAAGAAUCGUUCUUUGACAGUUAUUUUGAUGCUGAAAGCGAAAAAUCAGUGAAAUCAUUGCAACUAACCAGUAAUUUUGAAAAUUACGAUUACUAUUUUAAUUCAUAUGCAAAAAAUGAUAUUCAUGAAGAAAUGUUAAAAGAUCGAAUUCGAACAGAGAGUUAUCGUGAUUUUAUCUAUGAAAAUAAAGACCUUUUCAAGGAUAAGGUUGUGUUGGAUGUUGGGUGUGGCACUUGUAUUCUGUCAAUGUUUGCUGCUAAAGCCGGUGCAUCUAAAGUGUUUUCUGUAGACAAAUCUGCCAUUAUCCAUAGAGCAAAGGAUAUUGUAGAAGAAAAUAAAUUAAAUGAUGUGAUCACCUUAUUCAGCGGUAGGAUAGAAGAUGUUGUUCUUCCUGUACAAAAAGUUGACAUUAUAAUAUCAGAAUGGAUGGGUUAUUUCCUUUUUUUUGAGGGUAUGCUCGACUCUUUGAUUGUUGCGCGUGAUCGGCUACUUGCACCGGACGGAAUUAUUGCACCUAGUCAUUGUCGUCUUUUAUUUGCUGCUAUUGAGGAUGAAGAGCUUUUUAAUGAUACUUUUAAUUUUUGGAAUGACGUUUACGGGUUUAAAAUGACGGCAAUGAAACGUCCAAUUUAUACGAGCGCUAUUAUAGAUUAUGUAACACAAGAUGCACUUAUUUCCGAUACAGUUUCAAUUAAAGAAGUUCCUCUCCAUACAAUUCGCAAAUCUCAAUUGAAUUUCACUUCGCCGUUUACAUUAAACAUAUUACGUGAUGGCACUGUUCAUGGAUUCUUGGGUUAUUUUGAUACCUGGUUUACACGUGACGGCCAUUAUAUUCCAUUGUCGCAGAAUGUGAAUGAUAAGAUUGAUGGCAUUACUAGCUUUACAACUGGGCCACAAGGUGGGAUUACCCACUGGAGGCAGACGAUAUUUUUUCUUGAACAUGGAAUUCAUGUUACGAAGGGUACAACGAUCGUUGGCACAAUUGAUUGUCGUAAGAAUAUAGAAAAUUAUCGCGAUCUUGAUUUUGAAAUAUGCUAUAGCAUAGUAAAAGCUGGAGAGGACUCUAAAUGUGGUUUAAGCGUUGUCAUUCGUCUAACCAAUGACGGAACUUUAUAUUAUGUAAAUUUGCCAUCAAACAAUCGAUCCGACUUUGUCAAAAAAAUGGGUAAUGAUAUUGCCACAUCUAUUAAUUGUGAUGCCUCGCGUAUAACAAUUCCGACAUAUUAUCAAUACAGUAAUGAAAAUAAUAAUGGGGAUCAAAUUUUUAUGCGCGUUAAUAUUGCUCAAGGUGAUGAUAGAGAUGCAUCUAGCCUUGCUAGUGAAUUAAAUAAAACGAUCAUGUAUAAGAACAUUUCAACAAUUUCCAAUGGCACCACCUUUAAUUACAUUGAUCAAUCUAAUGGCGCUUGGUUAAUACCCAACUUAUGGGAUAAAUACAAUUUUAUCCUUUUUGGUGUCUUUGUUGGAUUGGUCUUUUCUGGUACCUUGUGCAUCGUCGAUGAAUUUGGAAAAAUGUUUAGACGACAAUAUGCGAUAGUCAAAUUCUUGACCAUUUCUGUGUCUACAUUAAUAGUGGCAGAUCUUGUAUUUGACAUUUUAUUUAUUGUUUUUCAUAGAAAGGAUGAAAAAUGGAUUAUGAAUGUCAGUCACGAACUUAGAGAUAACGAUCUCUAUAAAAGAUGGUGGAAGAAUAAUAGCUACGCUGUUCUAGCUAUAAUGCUUUUAUCUUGCCUUGAUAAUGAAGCUUUGAACGUGGCAAGCUCAUAUUUUGCUGGUUAUAGAUCAUUAAAUGCUCUCUACACACGAAGAGCAUAUCAGAAGAUUAUCUAUGCUAUUGCUUUUAAUAUGUUUAUCGAAGACGUACCUCAAUUCAUAUAUUUGAAACGGCAAAAUUAUAAUUUAAAAUUUACUGGAGAAUAUAGAUGUGAUAAGAAAGGACAGUUAAUGACAUGGAAAAUUGAUAAAAACUGCCAUAGGCUAUCGGUAUAUAAAAAUAAUUAUAAAGAGCCAAUCAGUUGUAAUGAUUUUGUUGAAAUCGGUAAUUAUCUAGGAUCAUAUUUAAUGCCUAAUGAUGACUUAAUUGUGAUUGCAACAGAGUUUAUUGCAAUUUUUACUCUUAUUGAAAAUGAAAUACAAACUAUUUAUUAUGCUAGGAUAACUUUGUUUGAGAAUAUAAUUCAAAGACAUAUAAAAUUUGAUAAGAAGAACAAAGUGAUAGUAAUACUUGAAGGUACUUUUACACCAGAAAAUUUAUGGGAUGUCAGAUAUUUUAAAUAUCUAUUAGAUUUCAUUGAUGAAAAGGAUACUAGUUCAUUAGCCGCUUGGGAAUAUUAUAAUAAUAUAACUCUUGUUCUUUUAUGGAUAACAUUUUUAUUCUUUAUGGUUAUUUAUCUUUUAAAUCUAUUUAUUGGCUUAUUGAAUAUUGCUAUUCAGGAUAACAAUUCUAGAGUUUUAUUUCUACUUCAAAAAGCUGAAGUGCUUGCUGAAAUCGAAUUGUUUUAUCUACUUCCUCACCAAAGAAGAUGGAAAUCUUGA